Molecule: messenger RNA, 1513 nt
Organism: Scatophagus argus
Lineage: Eukaryota; Metazoa; Chordata; Actinopteri; Scatophagidae
Gene: hacd2
Product: 3-hydroxyacyl-CoA dehydratase 2
Exons: 7
Coding region: 90-824 (244 amino acids)
Biological process (GO): sphingolipid biosynthetic process; fatty acid elongation; very long-chain fatty acid biosynthetic process
Cellular component (GO): endoplasmic reticulum membrane
Molecular function (GO): 3-hydroxyacyl-CoA dehydratase activity
Source: RefSeq, a predicted model, not a curated record
CACUUCCUGGUGGUCCCUGUUCGUUUCCUGACUCGGUGAACCUGACAGCCGCUGUCGUCCAGGACCAGAGACCGUUGAGGGUUGCAGUCAUGUCGGCAGCUGCCCCUGGGACCAGCAAGGCGGCCCACAGCGAUGUGGCCGCGAAGAAAAAGAAAGGACCCGGUGCCCUGGCCACGGCCUACUUGGUCAUCUACAACGUUGUUAUGACAGCGGGGUGGCUGGUGAUAGCUGUGGGUCUGGUCAGAGCUUACCUGGCCAGAGGAAGCUACCACGGGCUGUACUACUCCAUAGAGAAGCCUCUGAAGUUCUUUCAAACUGGAGCUAUUCUGGAGAUACUGCACUGUGCUAUAGGAAUUGUACCGUCCUCUGUGGUCCUGACCGGGUUUCAGGUCAUGUCCCGGGUCUUCCUCACCUGGGCUGUCACACACAGCGUCAGGGAGGUGCAGAGUGAGGACAGCGUGCUGCUGUUUGUCACGGCUUGGACUGUCACAGAGAUCAUCCGCUACUCUUUUUACACUUUCAGUCUGCUCAAUCACCUGCCAUACCUCAUCAAAUGGGCAAGGUACACCUUCUUCAUCGUGCUGUAUCCCAUGGGAGUGACUGGGGAACUGCUGACUAUCUAUGCAGCGCUGCCGUACGUGCAGAAGACAGGCCUGUACUCUGUCACUCUCCCCAACAAAUACAACUUCUCUUUUGAUUACUACACCUUCCUCAUCCUCGUCAUGAUCUCCUACAUUCCCCUCUUCCCCCAGCUUUACUUCCACAUGAUACGACAGAGGAAGAAGGUGCUGGGCCACGCAGAGGACUACAGCAAAGUGGAGUGAGCCUGACAGUAUUCAGACACGUCCGAUCAAGGGAAGAGAAACCAAAACAAUCAACCGAAGAGGAAUCCCAAUCUGCUUAAAGAAAUGCAAAGCCCAGCCAGUUUUCAAACUGCCACGACUGACCUGGCAGAAGAUCAAAUUAUUGAGCAACUUUAGUUUUUCCAGCUGUUGUCCUGGUUGUGUAGGUGCUCACAAACCAUCAAAAAAUGGUAUUAUUUUUUUUUCUUGUUGUUGUUUUUAUUUAUGAACCAGCCUGCAGUUACUUUUGUUUAGUCAGAGAGCUUGCAGCCAUAUAGAAACUGUGUUUUGACGUGGAUACAGUUGAGCUGCUGUCUGCGCAUCGAGCAGAACUCGGUCACAGCAAAGUAUUGAACUGAAUUGCAAUGCAAUUAUAGAAUCGACAGCCUCCUUUUAAAUGUCACUACAGAAAAUCCCCCGUAGAUCUGUCGCCUCCUCACGGCUCGGCCCUUUGCUCUCUUUUUAAGAAGCAGCGCAUCCUUAAUGCGACGUAGAACCGAUAAUGUGAAGACUAGCACUGAAACUAGGUUGUCUUUAAGUUUUGCGUCUACAGUGUUUAUGUUGGUACAAGCUGUGGUCCAGAUUUGUAUUUCUGUUGGUUUUCAUUCAUUCUUUUCAGUUAAAAGUUUGAUUACAUUCCUAAUUCAGUUCAAUAAACCCUUUUCAUUCUG